Durio zibethinus is the source of this 483-nucleotide messenger RNA. NCBI's taxonomy places the organism in Eukaryota, Viridiplantae, Streptophyta, Magnoliopsida, Malvales, Malvaceae. The record is from RefSeq and is a predicted model, not a curated record.
AAAGAGGUGGAGGAAUCUAGAGAGAGUAAGAGGUUAAGUGAAAGCCCUCCCAAUGACGAUUGCUGCCUAAUUUACUUUGGCUCCUUCACUGUUCCUUGUCGAUCCAAUUGCGGUCAUUGGUAUUCAGGCAGUUUUAUUCUGUAAUUCUGGAACUAUUCCUCAGUAUCUAAGCCAUGCAAGUGUCCCAUGUGUACUUGCAAGAUUGUUAAUUUGAUGCCAGAGGCAUCAUUGCAACAACAACAGGACCAGGAAGUUACUGAACUGCUUAAAAGUGUACAGAGGUAUAACCUUCUCUUUGUUGGAGGUGUGCGUGGAUUUGUUCAGGAAUUGCACAAGUUACCAUUCUUUAUCAAGAGAAUGUUCCAGGGAUUGAUGGAUUCUGAUGCAAAUGAUACAUAUAUUGCUAAGAUGCGCCUUUUUGCAAUGGUGCUAAGUUUCAUCUACAGAGCUACACCAUUUGAUUUUGUUCCAGCAGGUAGAUGA